CGGCCACGACACCCUCUCGGCCGUGCCGCCUUCCACCCCCGGCCCGGCGCGCGCUUUCGGGGGCCCGGGCUCCCCCACUCGUUCUCAGAGUCAGAGACGGGGACCCCCGGGCCUUCGUGGAUCUCCGCCGAAGCGUCCCCAGACUCGGCAGCGCCACAGCAACAUCCUCAGAGUCUCAGCAAGCUUCGCCCAGCGCGGGCACAGAGCCUGCCACCGCCAGCCACAGCGAGCGCAGUGACAGCGCCUCCCCGCCCCCAGCCCGAGGACCACUAUGGCCAAGAACCGCAGGGACAGGAACAGCUGGGGUGGAUUUUCAGAAAAGUCAGGUGAAUGGAGCUCAGAAGAGGAGGAGCCAGUGAAAAAGGCAGGCCCUGUCCAAGUCCUCAUUGUCAAAGAUGACCAUUCCUUUGAGUUGGAUGAAGCAGCACUGAAUCAGAUCCUUCUCUCGGAGGCUGUGAGAGACAAGGAGGUGGUUGCUGUAUCUGUUGCUGGAGCCUUCAGAAAAGGAAAGUCAUUCCUGAUGGACUUCAUGUUGCGGUACAUGUACAACCAGGAGUCAGUUGAUUGGGUUGGAGACUACAAUGAACCAUUGACUGGGUUUUCAUGGCGUGGUGGAUCUGAACGAGAGACUACAGGAAUCCAGAUAUGGAGUGAAGUUUUCAUUAUCAGUAAACACGAUGGUAAAAAGGUUGCAGUGUUAUUGAUGGAUACUCAGGGAACCUUUGACAGUCAAUCAACUUUGAGAGAUUCAGCCACAGUAUUUGCCCUUAGCACAAUGAUAAGCUCAAUUCAGGUGUAUAACUUAUCCCAAAAUGUCCAGGAGGAUGAUCUUCAGCACCUCCAGCUUUUCACUGAAUAUGGCAGGCUGGCAAUGGAGGAAACAUUCCUGAAGCCCUUUCAGAGUCUGAUAUUUCUUGUGCGAGACUGGAGUUUCCCAUACGAAUUUUCAUAUGGGGCUGAUGGUGGUGCCAAAUUCUUGGAAAAACGCCUCAAGGUCUCAGGAAACCAGCAUGAAGAACUACAGAAUGUUCGAAAGCACAUCCACUCCUGUUUCACCAACAUUUCCUGUUUUCUGCUACCUCAUCCUGGCCUAAAAGUAGCUACCAACCCAAACUUUGAUGGAAAACUGAAAGAAAUAGAUGAUGAAUUCAUCAAAAACUUAAAAAUAUUGAUUCCUUGGCUACUUAGUCCUGAAAACCUUGAUAUCAAAGAAAUCAAUGGGAAUAAAAUCACCUGCCGUGGUCUGGUGGAGUACUUCAAGGCUUACAUAAAGAUCUAUCAAGGUGAAGAAUUACCACAUCCCAAAUCCAUGUUACAGGCUACAGCAGAAGCUAACAAUUUAGCAGCCGUUGCAACUGCCAAGGACACAUAUAAUAAAAAGAUGGAAGAGAUUUGUGGAGGUGACAAACCAUUUCUAGCCCCUAAUGACCUGCAAACCAAGCACCUGCAGCUUAAAGAAGAGUCUGUGAAGCUGUUCCGAGGGGUGAAGAAGAUGGGCGGGGAAGAGUUUAGCCGGCGUUACCUGCAGCAGUUGGAAAGUGAGAUAGAUGAACUCUACAUCCAGUAUAUUAAGCACAAUGAUAGCAAAAAUAUCUUCCAUGCAGCUCGCACCCCAGCCACACUGUUUGUUGUCAUCUUUAUCACGUACGUGAUUGCUGGGGUGACUGGAUUCAUUGGCUUGGACAUCAUAGCCAGUCUGUGCAAUAUGAUAAUGGGACUGACCCUCAUCACCUUGUGCACCUGGGCGUACAUCCGGUACUCCGGAGAAUACCGAGAGCUCGGUGCGGUCAUAGACCAAGUGGCCGCAGCUUUGUGGGACCAGGGAAGUACAAAUGAGGCUUUAUACAAGCUUUACAGUGCAGCAGCAACCCACAGACAUCUGUAUCAUCAAGCUUUUCCUGCACCAAAGUCAGAAGCUACUGAACAAUCAGAAAAGAAGAAAAUUUAAUCCAAAUUUUAAAAAUACAAGUGCAUGACCAGCUGUCAGUUAAACACUGUUUUUUGUUUCCAUGCAAACAUUCAAAGUGCUUCCAUGAGAACAGAAUAAAAUACCAAACACCUCUGGAGACUGCAUAAAGGUUGUUCCUUUACUCGUGUUUAAUAAGCAGAUGUAUGUAUGCUUGGUUUUAUCAUUUUGUUAACAUGUAGUUUCCUGAUUUUUGUCUUUAAAUAUGCUGUUAUAAUUUAAGGUAUUUGUGUAUUUAUUAUGAGAGUACAUGUGUUCUGCUUGAAUUUAUUAAAUUCUACCUGGUUAUAAUUAAACCAUGUAGUGAUAUUA
Molecule: messenger RNA, 2278 nt
Organism: Heterocephalus glaber (naked mole-rat)
Lineage: Eukaryota; Metazoa; Chordata; Mammalia; Rodentia; Bathyergidae
Gene: Atl1
Product: atlastin GTPase 1
Molecular function (GO): GTP binding; GTPase activity
Source: RefSeq, a predicted model, not a curated record